AUGACCCAACACUCCGGGCCCAGCCGAGCCCCGCGCCGGGAGGCGCAGGAGGGGGAAGUUCAGGAGGAGAAGCAGCAAGCCUCCAGUGCCCAGAGCAGGCCGCCGGGCCGAGCAGGGCGGCGGGUCUCUCGGGAGCUGCGCCCGGAACUCCAAGGCUCCGGGGGACGUCCCUGGCCGACCCGGCGGCGAACCCUUCUCAAGGGCAAGGGGGGCCCGCCGCGGGCUCCGGCUCCGGCAAGCCGGGCCCCGCCGCGGGCAGGGCCGAGGGACGGGAACAAAGGGGCUAAGCGGGUAAGCCCGCAGCAGCCCGGCCGACCUCAACUGGAGCUGGGGUCUCGCUCCCGGGACUCCGCCGGGCAUCCCGGAUCCCGGCCCCCAGGCUGGCCCUUCCGACCGCGUAAGGCACUCCCGCCUCCCUAUCCUUUAAGCUCUUACCCGGGCUUGUCGUCCCAAACCGCUCCCGUCCAGCUCCAAGCAGGCCGCGGGCAGAGCCAGGCCCGGCCGCGGCCCUCGAGUUACCAGGAAGCCGCAGGCCGCGCAGGUCGAGCCGGGCAAGCGGCACAGGAAAAGCCGCGCCUCGUCCCUCCCCUUCCUCCGUGGGGACCUGGUGACAGGGAAGCGAGAGGUUCCCCCGACCGGCUGCAACCAGCGCACGUCCGGUCCCCGGCACGCGGAUCCUCAGGCCUGAAGCUCAGAGGCUCGCGCGGUGCUGCCGGCGGGGGGAGGCCGCGUCCAUCGCGAUCCCGGAGGGGUAAGGGAGGAGGGUCGAACGAGAGCGGGGCGGGGAAGCUGCGGAGGGCAGCCGAGCUCGGCGAAGGCGGAGCAAAUCGACUCUCCCGGCAGCGGCCCCGCAGGCCGCCACGUGGGGCGCUGCGGAGACCUGUCGGCCCGCGGCGCAGCAGCGCCAACCUGGGGCGCCGGGCGACCGGACGCGUGGCUGCCACUACCGGGACGGUCUGGCCCCGCGGGCCUCGGACUCCCUUAUCAGGAGUCGCUUUUCGGUCCUAUGCCUUGGCGCCUUUACGCUUCGCUGGCAAUGCGAGCACGCUCUCAGCACCCCAGCACACUGGUGCACGCACGCUCAGCUUGUUUUGCACCGUGCCUACACACUUAGCGUGCUCCUGCUGUUAGGCCCCCACGCUGCACGUCAUAGCGGUGGCCCAACCUGUCCUUGCCUAGUCUCCGGCCCGGCGGCCCGCACUCCGACGCGAACUCCCCUCCUCCCCGCCCAGCAGCCCUACUCGCGCGCGGAAGUGCGUCGCAGGAGGAAAAGCACCCUCCCCCCAACCCGGUGUCCUGGGAGGCGAACCCCCUGCAGUUCACGAGAAAGAAAACCUUUCACCAUAACCCUGAGAAGAAAGUAUUUUCAAGUAUUAUCUCCAUCCCACUGAUAAGAGAACUGAGCUGCAAAAAGCGUGAAUUCAGGCUCAGUGGCGUCCCGGCUUUUCUGUGGACAUAAGCUUUCAACUCAUUCGAGUAAAUACCAAGGAGCGUGAUUUCUAGAUCAUAUGGAGAGAGGCAGAGAGAGA
Lynx canadensis (Canada lynx) is the source of this 1529-nucleotide messenger RNA. RefSeq names its product translation initiation factor IF-2-like. The record is from RefSeq and is a predicted model, not a curated record. Lineage: Eukaryota; Metazoa; Chordata; Mammalia; Carnivora; Felidae. The transcript is spliced from 4 exons. The coding region runs from base 1 to 1131 and encodes 376 amino acids.